UGAAUUCUACUGUUCAUAUUUAGUUUUCAAAUAUUCAUUGUUCAAAAUAGCAAGAUAAUGUUGGGACAAUUACAAUAGUUGGUACACCACAGGAGGCUACUCAGAAGAUAAUAAAUCGAGAGCCUUUGAUGUUCCGUGUAACUUUCCCAUAUAGGAAUCCCAUACCAAAAGUUGUUCGAAUAGUCUAUGAUAAUCAAUUGUUAUGUACGGGACCUGAAGAACAACCUAGUCCCCAAUCAGUAGUCAGUCGCAUCGACUUGAAGCAUGUAAUGAACACGUAUACCAAUUUCCAGCCAAGCAAUAUGAAUAAUAUUUAUAAUUUUGACCAUAAUUUCAACAAACCAAAUUAUGCGUCGAAUUUUGGAGGCCAAUAUACACCACAACAAUAUUCGCCUUCAAAUACAAUGAAUAGCUAUCCAAUGUUAUCCUCAAGUUUCCCGAAUCAAGGAAUAAUGACACCCGCCUACACCGUAGCCCUUAGACCAACAGCAGUACCAACAAUACGAACUACUACAACAGAAAUGCCAAGCUAUGAAAUCUCUCCAGUUUUAAAUACUGAUCUGAACACAAUUUGCGGCACUCGUCACUCUGAAACGGAGAUUACGCCACUUAUUUUUGGUGGAGAAGAGACACAACGAGGCGAUUGGCCUUGGAUGGUGGCAAUUUACCUGAAUAAAGCUACUGGACUGAGUUUCAACUGUGGCGGUACUUUGAUUUCAGCCAAAACUGUCAUAACUGCUGCCCACUGUCUCAACACAUCGACGAAAAAUUAUCGCGCGCAAGAAGUGGUUCUAUAUUUGGGACGAUACAGUUUGAUCGAUUGGAGUGAAGUCGGUUCCAUAGCAACGAAUGUGGACCAAAUCAUUAUUCAUACAGACUAUAAACGACAAAGAGAAUCAUUUGAUGCUGAUAUUGCAAUUUUAGUAAUGACCAAACAGAUUGAAUUUAAUGAAUUCGUAAGACCCGCAUGUUUAUGGCCCGGUACUGUAGGCAUUCAAGAAAUAGAAGGAAAGAAUGGAGUUGUUGUUGGCUGGGGAAAAGAUGGAACGGAUCGAGUUGUUUCAAAUAUUCCGAAGAAAGUGAAUUUACCAAUUGUUAAUUCUAUAACAUGUGUUCAAACAAGCGAGUCAUUGUCCAAAGCUGUGUCCAAUCGUACAUUCUGUGCUGGAACACUCAAUGGCGAUGGUCCAUGCCAUGGGGAUUCAGGAGGUGGAUUGACUCAUUAUCAUAAUGAUCGUUGGACUUUGAGAGGUUCGAAAUAUAUAUAUAUAUAUAUAUCAGUGCAAAUGUUUAUUAACCCUCAGACGUGCACCUGGGGUCGGCCAGACCUUUUUCGCUUUUACUCGGUUUUUAACACAUUUCGAUGAUUCUACACGAAGCGGGACAAAAUUUGCAAAUGUUCUCUCCGAUUUCGCUCAAACUUGGUGUAUAAACUUGGUAUGGCCAACAAAUUAGGGUGAAAAAAUCGCACAAUCUCACCACAACUGCCCAAAAUACGGCAGUGCACCUACUUUUUUAUUAAAAACGAUUGCGUUUUCAAAUUCCUUGUCGAAAAUUAGCCCAAGAACGAUCGGUCCAAAUUUUUUUAAACCUUACCAUCACUCCAAAUAUACAGUCAGUCAAAAAAGUAUUCGGC
Messenger RNA from Sitodiplosis mosellana (orange wheat blossom midge), 1636 nucleotides. RefSeq names its product serine protease gd-like. The transcript is spliced from 6 exons. NCBI's taxonomy places the organism in Eukaryota, Metazoa, Arthropoda, Insecta, Diptera, Cecidomyiidae. The record is from RefSeq and is a predicted model, not a curated record. Gene Ontology annotation, biological process: proteolysis. The coding region runs from base 129 to 1367 and encodes 412 amino acids. Gene Ontology annotation, molecular function: serine-type endopeptidase activity.